Molecule: messenger RNA, 1350 nt
Organism: Aaosphaeria arxii CBS 175.79
Lineage: Eukaryota; Fungi; Ascomycota; Dothideomycetes; Pleosporales
Exons: 1
Coding region: 257-1129 (290 amino acids)
Source: RefSeq, a predicted model, not a curated record
AAUUGAUCGUUUCGCAAAAGUAUAUGCUAAAACAAACGCAUUUAAAUCCCAUAUUUCCCACGGCCAAGACACAUCUACAUCCUCUUCCUGACCGGUAGGACGUGGCGGUGCAUCACGGCUAUUCGCAAGGCUGAACGGACUCGAUAGGCACCACCAACAUACCAUCACCACCACAAUGCGAAUACAAAUACCCCUUUCUCGUGAGAACCAAUCCCAUAAUUGUAGUGAACCAAUCCCAUAAGCCCAUCCACCACAAAUGGCAAACUCACCAGAGCCGGAGAAGAAGGAGGAGCAGGAGGAGCAACAACAGCCAAACAAGACCCACCCCUACACCAUCACGCUCCUAACCCCCCAUACUGCAACGCCAACUUUCCUACACGCCCUCCAGCAAUCCACAUCCCAUCCGUCCCCAGCCUUCCUCGGCGCGGACGCGCUCUUCUACAACAUCAAGAAUCCUACCGGUUGGGGGUUCUCGCAUAUCGUCCUGCUUGAAGGCGAUGACGCCAAGUUGGAUGCGAAGAAGUUUCGAUUGAGGCAGCACUGGAGCUUCACUGUUGAGUCGGAAGCGGCGUAUCGUGGGUUUGGUGGUGAUGGGGAGGGUGAUGAAGGGGGUGAUGAUGUUGGAAGAGAUGUUAUCAGGCCUGAUGGAGGCAAGAAAGGGGAGAAGGCGAUGGGGCCGGAGGAUUUGGUCGAGUUGAUGAAGUAUUUCCUGCCGAGGGAGUUUCAGGGUACGAGAACUUACGUCCUAUGUUUCUUUGCAUUCAAAGAGGAAGAGGGAUGUGAGGGGGAACUGGCGUAUCGCGAGCAUAUGGAAGCACUUUGUGAGGGCAGUGAGCAGGAUGUGCAUGUUCAUCUUCAGGGUACGAUAUCGAAUAUGGGCCCGUUCGAGCAUGGGACGAAGUUUGAUUCCGAGAAAGCGCAUCGUUUUGGCCUCUUGAGUUUCAGGACAGAGAAGGGGUUUGGGGAGUACGUGAGCUCGAGGGGUUAUGCGAAGAUGCUUGGACGAGUUCGUGUGAGCAUGGUGAUAACAAGACAGAUGUGGCUGCCUCCGAAGAGUGAACCUAUUGAUACUAGCUCUUGGAAAUAUGGAAAUCCUUAUGAGCCGUAUGGGGAGGAUUGGUUUGGAUGAAGAUGAAUAUGCAACUGUAGGAUGAAAGAUAGUUGGUGAAGUGCACUGAAAGUAAUUGAAUCGAUCGUUUGAUCGUUUGAUAAAGAGAUUGUAUUUAGGCAGUCAAACAUAAGCGAAAUAUUUGCUUAGCUCUUCGUUGGUUGAUAACUCUAGAAGAGUCUUGUGGUCCUUCCUCAUUCAAUAACCAUACAGUAGAGCAAGUUCAGUUCGUGAUAGCGGAU